UACGUAUGUGCUCUUCGCUCUUCUGUGUCACAACUCACAACCCGUGACUUACAAGAAGAAAGUCUAGUCACUAGCUUCUCAGGACCCAGUGCCUCAGGAUUUCAAAAUUUUCAAACCGAAAAUCUUCGCUUUUCUUACCGGUACGGUGUGGUGUCAACAGUUUUCCUCGAACAAAAAUCUCUCCGAAGAGUGUGAGAAUAGCAUUGUUGGUGAGAGUGCUUCCUCCCAUACCACAUUCAAUUCGUCAAACCCGACAUUCGGGAUGAACAGAAGAGGAGCGCGAAAGAAAAGAUAAUAGCUUCCGAACAGUCCAAACCGAUAGUCAGUUUCAAUGACACUGGUGCCUUUUUGGAUGAGCGAAGGUCGUUCUCGCGUCUACACCAAAACCGUCGCUCUGAUUGUUGUUCUUGGCGUCGUGGUCAUUGGGAACAAUCCUCCGCUUUGGUGUGUGGCCUACGAAAUCUGCGGUGGAGACAAAACCGCUGUAAAUUCUACAAAAAGGAACGGCGAUGGCAGAAAAGUCUGGUAUUGCCCUGCAGGGAACACCUGUUGCCGAAUGGCAGCAACGGGCGGCAUCCGCGAUGGGAUCGACAGUAGUGUUUCCUGGGGUUGCAUCGCCUCCGAUAUGGGGGCGAAAAAUGCGACGUGUUGUACCGAUGACAUUGGCGAGAGCAACACCGGGUGUCCCGCCGGAUACCAAUGCCGCCGCAGAGAGUCUUGGCAUCGGAACGCUGCCAACGGAUCUCAGUCACAAUCUCUCGUUGCUUCGCACGAUUGCUUCUUAGCCGAGACCGAGACCGGUCACUACGACCCGCUGAUGCAAGUACUUCCCCGGUAUCGGUUGUGUCGAGCGGAAGCAAGCAACCAACGAUUAUACGGUCUACCGGUGUCGCCAUCUCUGGCAUUAGGCGACGCAAAGGAGGAACGGGGUUCUCUCAACGCAACAGGCAAGCUGGCCUAUUACUCCAAUCUUGGACCUAUCGACGACCGGGGCAACUACCCUCUCUUGUCGGGGGUGGAAAUGGCUCUUGUCGUCGUCCAUGGAGCAAAUCGCAACGGGGACGAUUACUUUUGUUCCGCCAAGGCGACGAUCGAUUUGCAACACCGCUUUGGGGACACAAUCAAGAAAGCGCAACCCGCCAACGGUUCUACCAAAGAGAGAAGGAUACUGGUGGUUGCACCCGUAUUUCUGCCAACUCCUUCGCCCACAGGUGAUCUUUCCGGUGCUUCUCAGGGAGGACGACACCAUCCACUGUCCUUUUUGUUCUGGGAUGAAGCCGGUGACAGGGACGGCUCGUGGAGAUACGGAGCCGACGCUUCGGGGCCUCUCCCGGGAAUUUCGUCAUAUGAUGCAAUGGAUGCGAUCGUUUUGAACCUGCGCCGAUCCGGGCUCUUUCCCAACCUACGCCGAAUUGCUCUCGUCGGACACUCGAGCGGGGGCCAGUUGGUUCAGCGCUGGAGCCUGCUCACACCAUCAGAGGUGUGGCCGCCACCGCUGUCUUCGUCAUCUCCGACCAAUGUUCUGGAGGACUCGAUUGAUUCGGCCUCGAAACCAAAAAUAAAACCGAGGAGAUUAUCCGGUACAAUACCUGUUGCCCCUUCCAAGAACGACGAUGCCGAUGCCGAUUCUUCCAUCACUAUCCAUGCGGUUGUUGCCAACCCCAGCAACUAUGUCUAUUUUACGCCCUUGCGAUUCUUCAACGACAAUAACGGUAGCAUCCAGAAUAGAAACAGGAACAGGAAGAACAGCAAUGAAUAUCUACGCCGUAGCAACAAUCAGACCAUGCAGAAUACACCGUGGAGACUGCCUUUCGUACACCAAAAUGGAAACGAUGCGAAUGACAACGACGACAACUCCUACGAGAACUGCCCCUUUUACAACCGUUGGGAGUACGGAUUGGACGAUGGUGGACCCAUGGAUGUUCCGUAUCUGCAACGGGCAAUAGCCAGAGAUUCAAAAUCCAGACUCGUUGACCGGUACUUGACGGAACGAUCAGUCUCGUACCUCGUUGGGGACCUGGAUCGCUGCGACGGGAACCAGCCUUGCGAGUCCCAUGGACUCGAAACCACCUGUGCGGACGAACUCCAGGGAAGGAAUCGGUACGAACGAAACGCUCGGUACAUGGCAUCGCUUCGGCUCGGCAGUGGUUUCCGUCGGCAGCGCGCGACCGAUCACACCCGAGAUGGUGGUUUUGCCAGAGCCGGCAGUUCCUCUUCUGCCCGGUGGACGAGCCGCCGAACCAAUGCCAGUGAUUUAAUCAGCCACCAUCAUCGCCGGGCAGUCGUCCCAAACGUCGGGCACGACCAUGCGAUGAUGUUCCAGAGCGAACAAGGCAUCGAGGCGAUCUAUUAUGCAAGAGACACGGAAGAAAAGCCUCGUAUCCGGAGAAAAUCCUUAUCGGAGAAGACACUGUCCUGACAUGGAUUUCUUUCCAUUCCAGUAUGCUCGUGCACAACACGAUGAUCAUCGUAUCCUAAAGAGAAAAGGGGGGAAAUGCGUUUGGUCUGGUGCUCUCCUCAGAUAAUCUAACCCAUCUAC
Molecule: messenger RNA, 2539 nt
Organism: Pseudo-nitzschia multistriata
Lineage: Eukaryota; Bacillariophyta; Bacillariophyceae; Bacillariales; Bacillariaceae
Source: the annotation of a GenBank genome assembly